Molecule: messenger RNA, 3703 nt
Organism: Prinia subflava (tawny-flanked prinia)
Lineage: Eukaryota; Metazoa; Chordata; Aves; Passeriformes; Cisticolidae
Product: embryonic protein UVS.2-like
Exons: 11
Coding region: 67-1497 (476 amino acids)
Biological process (GO): proteolysis
Molecular function (GO): metalloendopeptidase activity; zinc ion binding
Source: RefSeq, a predicted model, not a curated record
AGUAAACUAACCACAAUUUUGAGAACUGAGCUGCAGAGCAGAGAAGAUCAUCUUGGAAAUUUGAAGAUGAAGUACUUUCUUCUGCCAACUCAUUUAGCAUUUCUCUGUAGCUUUGCACUAAGUAAACCCGUCCAGAUAGCUACAAGAAAGAAUGACUUAGGUAGUGAAAUAGCUGUGUAUGAAGGAGACAUCCUCUUGAGAAGAGGGCGACGCAGUGCAAUUAACUGUGAGAGUUGUUUAUGGCCCAAGUCACAAGAUGGACUGGUCAAGGUUCCAGUUAACAUCUCUUCUGAUUUCUCAAUAACAGAGAGGUCUUGGAUUGCUGAUGCUUUGCAAGAGAUCUCCACACUGACCUGUGUGCAAUUUGUAAAUCGCACUACAGAAAAAGACUAUGUUUAUGUUGAACGAGGGCAGAGCUGCUGGUCUUACUUUGGAAAGAUUGGAGGACGUCAAGCAGUAGGCCUGGUGAAAAAUGGCUGCAUGGAUAAAGGAGCAAUUCAGCAUGAAAUGAACCAUGCACUGGGUUUCAUCCAUGAACAGGCACGGAGUGAUCGGGACAGGUUUGUCAAGAUUAUGUGGGAGCACAUAAUGGCAGGGGAACAAGGGAACUUUGGAAAAAUGAAUUCCAAAAACCUGGGCCUUCCCUAUGACUACUCUUCAGUGAUGCACUAUGGCGCGUACGAUUUCUCCAGCACUCCAGGAAAACCAACUAUUGUACCAGUUCCUGACCCCUCUAUACCUAUUGGGCAGAGAGAAGGGCUGAGUAACUUGGAUGUAGCUAAAAUCAACAAGCUCUACAAGUGCAAUUGCUGCAGCUCUGUGUUGCCUAAACCCAAAGGCUCGUUCUCCUCUGUCAAUUACCCAUCUCCAUACCCGAACAAUACCAACUGUCUGUGGCUGAUCCGCAUCCGUCGAAGUAAGAUUUUCCUGCAGUUUGAGGCUUUUGAUCUCCAACGUUCCUCAGACUGUUCUUCUGACUACAUAAAGAUUUACAAUGGGAACAGCAAGAGCUCCCCUGUCUUGCUGGACAAGUACUGUGGGAAGGGUCCCCUGCCCUCCUUAGUGGCAUCUGGACCGACAAUGCUGGUAGAGUUUGCGAGCGAUGAGAGCAUUACAGCCACAGGAUUCAGAGCCUCCUACAACAGGGUGAAUUGUGGAGCCACUUUCAGAGAUUCAAAGGGAGUCAUCACCUCUCCAAACUACCCCAAUAAAUACCCCAAAAACCGAGCAUGUUUCUGGGUCAUCACUUCUCCAGUAGGAUACAAGAUAUCUCUCAAAAUGUUGUCCUUUGAGGUGGAAUAUAGUGACAGAUGCAUCUAUGACUACUUGCUCAUACAUGAUGGAAGCCGCCCCACGUCACCUGCAGUUGGUCCUUAUUGUGGGACAGAGAAGGUUGCAGACUUUACUUCCACUGGGAACUUUGUGCUGGUUGAAUUCCACAGUGAUUUAGUGUGGGAGUUGCCUGGAUUUGUGAUGAGUUAUACAUUUGCUAGGUAAGUACAAUAUAGAUGGGGUUUGAAAAACACAGAAUGAGAGUAAGAGUCCAGCUAGCCACACAUAAAAGUCAAGAUGCCACCAAUUUCAGGAAAAAAAUAUAGUCCAAUACCUUUAACAAGCAUGAGGUUUGACCUCUUAGUCUUGCAUCUAGAGUGGUGUAAUUUCAAUGGUGAAUCAAGGACAGAAAUGUUCCUGCCCAUGGGAUGCUUUUGUCUGAGACUGUAUGCUUUUUAUUAUAGUAUUCUCAUUUCUGGUGUUGCAUGGCCAAACACAAUAGCAGAACUGAAACUAUGUAAGCAGAUUUUCAAGAACUUCUAGUGGUAGAAACUGUGCCAAAAAAAAAAAAAAAAAAAAAAAAAAAAAAAAAAAAAAAAAAAAAUCAGAACAUGGCUAUGUAGCAACUUUAAUCUGCAUUCUGGCAAAUGCUAUUACCCAGCCUUAAUGUGCAUUCCAGGAUGCAUGCAGAAAAAUCUUCAGACACAUUUAUUUACAUUUUGAAGCUAAGCUCACUCACACAAUUCAUACAGGCACCAGAGCUUAGCCUGGAAAUCACCACUUGACACUGAACAAGUGGUGUCAUAGUACAGUAUGACAUAGAGUACCUCAACUCAAAGAUUUGCACUACUCCUCUGUGAGAUGGACCAGGUCAGAGAACAGAUUUAAUCAAGACAUGUAUUGAAAUUGUCCAUAAGGUGUUACCAAAACAUUUUUUUAAAAUGAGGCCUGAAAACAAAAGACCACAGAAUAUUCUCUUUGGAGAGCAUUUUAGGUGUGAAGCACCUUGCCUGUAAAGAGAAAUCCUCCUCGGAGGAGGAGAUGGCUGGAGUGGAUAAAGAAAUCACCACUAUAAACAUCUAACACUUUGCCUUGACUUGAUAUAUUCAGAAUUAAAUGCUAAUGCCAAACUGGGAGAUGCCAAAACAUAAUGAAUAAUAAAAGGUUUUGCUGAAAUUAUGUCUUUGUGAAGAAGAGUGUGGAGAAAUUGCCAAUUUGCUUUCCUGGUGCAGCCAAGAAAAUUUUGAAUUAUGAUGGCUUUGUAGCAGUGUGGGAGAGGGGUUUAAGAUCUGUAAUGUUCUGCUUUAAAGCACUGGUUAAUUAUCAGAAGAAUGAUAAUUGGUAAGUUGGGGACAUCAGAGUUUAGAGCUUGCUUGCAUCAUGGUGGGAAAGUGCAUGCACAGCAGGCAGCAAAUAUUUGUAUUCCUUACAAGCUCCAAUCUUCUGGCUAUAAAAAGUAUUCCUUCAGUUAAUUUGGCUCACUAUUUAGAUUGACAUAUUUUUGGAGAAUGUAACCAUUUCAUCAGCAUGACAGAAAAUUAAACUCUACUUCUAUUUUUAAGCUCAGCUUCAGACUGUAAAAAUGCUAAUUCUUCUCCUUGAGUCUGAGGACUUUGAUGGAGGUGCAAAAGUAACAACCCUGUGACAACUCUCAUUCUGUAACAAAGUUGAACGGGUCCCUGUUUUAAAAGACAAUGCUGAACAGCUUUGUAACUUGAGUCUUACCUUAGGUUCCCUUCCCUUGGUCUGAUGUGGAGCUCUAAAUACCUGCAAUGUUUUAGAUGUUCACCCAUAUUUGCUAGAAGAGCAUGAACAGCAUAUUCCAAAAGCAAUAUACCACAUACAGGAAUACUUGUCUUGCAAUGUGUCCCUAGAAACAUGGUUCUAAGUAGGACAUUGCCCAUGUAUAAAUACACUCAUAUUCUGAACUAUAGGACGGAACAGUAACCAGCUAGUAGACACAAGGGACAGUAUAGUCAAAAGUUUAGGAUUCAAAUAUCACAAUAGGAGAAUUUUCAGAAGUUCUAAUUAAAAUUCAGCACUCACUUAACACACUUUUGAAGUCCAAAAUGUAAGAAUUUAACCUUAAAACACAGAGGUAUCUAGCAGUGAUGAAUAUAUGCAUUCUCAUAAAUGUGCAUAACUCAUGACAGUAACAGAUAUUACCUUACAUGCAUACAAAACUAGACGUUUUUAAAGAGAGACCCACUUCCACAAGCCUGUGUGUAACAAAUAAGGAUGUGUGUCCACAUAUUUCUUUUUCACCUGCUUUGAGACUGUCCUGGUUCCUACCUGGGAGGCAAAUCAGAGAGUGCUAUUCUUUUGUAAGAACCAGAACAGAGAUCUGUCAAUUAUUGCUGCAGGAGAAAAAACAGCCUGGAAUAAAGCAUUACAGAAGCACACAAAAAUGUACUACUCAUAGGUCUAUUUU